AUGAAGUCGGCGCUCUCGUUUCUUGCGCUCCAGGUUCUCCUUAACCAGGCGAAUGGUACGCCUCUCCUGGCCCGUGAUAGAGAUUAUGAUAGCGAUCACGGUUGCAGAGUUAAGUAUGUGGUCGUCCUCAGCAUUGACGGCCUCCAUAACAGUGAUGUUGACAAGUGGCUUGCGCUUGGCCCAUCCAACAUCUCUACGCUCUUGGAGACAGGAUAUAGGUAUACCGAUGCCUACACUACCGGCCCGUCGGACUCCUUUCCUGGUACUCUGAGUGCAUGGACGGGUGCCAACCCAAAGACGACAGGAGUCUGGUACGAUGAUACGUACGAUCGGACGUACUUUGCUCCCAUUGUGUACGACGAAAGCAUUGAUUACAACUCGACCCAGCUCUUCUCUGGUGGCAUUAACCCUGCAAACCUUCCCCAAACCCUGAUUAACGGAAAAUGCACUGCCGUCUAUCCUCACGCCCGUACGCGUGUAAAUACGGCAUUUGAAGUCGUUGUCCGCAAAGGCCUCAAGACUGCGUACACAGACAAGCACCCAGCGUACGACCUCGUCCGGGGUCCGAGUGGAAAGGGCCUCUCCACUGGAUACUUUCCGGAGAUUGCAGCAACAGACGGUAAGGUGCCUGGAACAAUUGCGUACGAUCAGCUACAUGUCAAUGCACUGCUGGACUGGUUCGAUGGAAAAGAUGUAGCCAAUGCGGAAGGGAGUUUAGGUGGGAAACUUCCGACACUUUCGGGCGGGAACUUCCAGGCUGUUUCCGUAGCACAGAAAACGCACGGGUACGUCAAUGGUACCUUAGCAUUCACGGAUGCCCUCAAGCAGGCCAUGACAUUCGUCGAUGCAUCUCUCGGUGCCUUGGUCGAGAAGCUGAAAGCCAAGGAUAUCUACGACCAGACCCUCAUCGUCAUCGCUUCCAAGCACGGCCAAGCUCCUAUUGAUCCUGCUAAGUUCAAGGAUAUCAAUCCAAAAAAUGUGACCGCCGCCACAGGUGUGAAGGUAGCCUUCCAGACAAGCGACGACAUCGCCCUAAUUUUCCUUGCUAACCAAAAGGACCUUCACGUGGCAGUUGCCGGCCUGACCGCGAGAAAGGCCGACCUGAAAAUCUCUGACAUCAUUUACGGCCAGCGUCUCAUUGACCUGCACUUUGGAGACCCAACCAAAGAUCCUGCCGUGCCGGAUAUCAUCAUCGUCCCCCAAGCUGGCAUCAUCUAUACCACCUCAAAGUCGAAGAUUGCCGAGCAUGGCGGUUUGAGUGACGACGACAGACACAUUGCGGUUUUCAUGAGUAAUCCUCAUUUGAAGAAGAUGGCCUUCGGUCAGCGGGUGUAUGCCACACAGGUUGCGCCAACCAUCUUGGGAGCGCUAGGGUUGAACGCGAAUGAGCUGGACGGAGUAAGGGCGGAGCGCACUGAAGCUUUGCCGGGAUUCCACAACGGUCGCAACUAA
Messenger RNA from Paraphaeosphaeria sporulosa, 1452 nucleotides. Its product is annotated as type I phosphodiesterase/nucleotide pyrophosphatase. The record is from RefSeq and is a predicted model, not a curated record. NCBI's taxonomy places the organism in Eukaryota, Fungi, Ascomycota, Dothideomycetes, Pleosporales, Didymosphaeriaceae. The coding region runs from base 1 to 1452 and encodes 483 amino acids. The transcript is spliced from 4 exons.